Messenger RNA from Eublepharis macularius, 938 nucleotides. It is a transcript of the gene CIB2, whose product is annotated as calcium and integrin binding family member 2. Gene Ontology annotation, molecular function: calcium ion binding. The record is from RefSeq and is a predicted model, not a curated record. The transcript has 6 exons. Bases 84 to 647 code for a protein of 187 amino acids. Lineage: Eukaryota; Metazoa; Chordata; Lepidosauria; Squamata; Eublepharidae.
AUGCUAUAAAUGCCUGCAGGACAGAGAACUCCUGAAUCUUGCCAUGGGAUGGUUUUGCACGCAGAGAGGAUUCCUCGCUUAAGAUGGGUAAUAAGCAGACGAUAUUUACGGAUGAACAGCUGGAUGCCUAUCAGGACUGCACCUUCUUCACACGAAAGGAGAUCCUUCGGUUGCACGGCCGAUACCACGAAUUAGCACCAAACAUGGUGCCGAUGGACUACAAGAGAGACCCGUGUGUGACGCUACCUAUGCAGCUUAUUGUGAAUAUGCCGGAGCUAAAGGAAAACCCCUUCAAGGAACGGAUUGUCCAGGCUUUUUCAGAGGAUGGAGAAGGGAACCUCAGCUUCAAUGACUUCGUGGACAUGUUCUCUGUACUCAGUGAAACGGCUCCCCGGGAGCUGAAAGCAAUCUAUGCCUUUAAGAUCUACGAUUUUAACACAGACAACUUCAUUUGUAAAUCCGACCUGGAGCAAACCCUCAACAAGUUGACGAAAGAAGAGCUGACGGAAGAAGAAGUCACGCUGGUUUGUGAAAAAGUAAUCGAUGAAGCCGACAUGGAUGCCGACGGGAAACUUGGCUUCCCAGAUUUUGAGAACAUGAUUUCCAAAGCACCGGAUUUCCUCAGCACCUUUCAUAUACGAAUCUGAAAAUGCUGGGUGAGCCACUGGAUUGAACUAGACAUCUGUCCUGCCUCUUCGAAUCUCAGGCACUUUGACUGGCUUCUGUGGUCCACUAGGGAAUCUCUGAAUUCUGCAGCAGAGACUAAAGGAAUUGUGGACUUCUGAUUUCCAAGAUCUUUGGGCUACCUAUGGAUUUUGUGUUUUUGUGGGGGGGGGGAUAUCUUCACAGUCGGCCAGCAAUGUUGUCUUAGAAAAGUUGUUGGGUUGUUAUUUUUUUAACCAGAGAAAGUGCUAUUCAAUGUGUCUCCUUGUGAUUUU